Messenger RNA from Physcomitrium patens, 1651 nucleotides. RefSeq lists its product as uncharacterized. The record is from RefSeq and is a predicted model, not a curated record. Gene Ontology annotation, molecular function: fatty acid binding. Gene Ontology annotation, biological process: systemic acquired resistance; lipid transport. NCBI's taxonomy places the organism in Eukaryota, Viridiplantae, Streptophyta, Bryopsida, Funariales, Funariaceae.
CUGCUAUGAAAGCGAUUGAGUGCUGAGUCGCACACCUGAAAACUUCAGUCUUGGCCCUGGCGUGUUGUCAGUAGCACAACCUUGAUCUGCUGAGUUCGCCACCCGCACAGCUCAUAUUACCCUUCAGUGUUACCGCUGUGAUCCAUCAUCGAGGAUGGCACAACGCAUUUGCAUUGCGAUUGUGCUACUGCUUUGCUUCUCUGGAGUGUCUGCUCAGUUUACACCCGACUGUCAGGCUGCGGCCAUUUCGUUGGCGUCAUGUUACAGCUAUGCGUCGGGUCCAGCUACCACACCCCCCUCGGAUUGUUGCGCCCCCCUUCGUCAGGUGAACGCGAACAAUCCUGAUUGUGUGUGCCAGGCACUCGCCAAUGUGGGUACCAGCACAGCUGUGAAUGCUACGAAGGUUCGGGCGCUUCCCAGCGACUGUGGCAUCACAGUAGACUACGCAAGAUGCCCGGGAUCAGCAACGCCUCCUCCCUCCGCCGGUACGCCCCCCAUGACAUCUCCUCCCAUGGGUUCUACUCCUCCUUCGAUGACCCCUCCCAUGGGUUCAACUCCUCCGUCGAUAGCUCCCCCCAUGGGUUCCACUCCUCCUUCGAUGGCUCCUCCCACGGGAUCAACUCCUCCUUCGACCGCGCCUCCCAUGGGGUCAACUCCUCCUUCGACCGCUCCUCCCAUGGGGUCAACUCCUCCUUCGACCGCUCCUCCCAUGGGGUCAACUCCUCCUUCGAUGGCUCCCCCCAUGGGGUCAAUGCCUCCUUCAAUGGCUCCCCCCAUGGGGUCAAUGCCUCCUUCAAUGGCUCCCCCCAUGGGGUCAAUGCCUCCUUCAAUGGCUCCUCCAAUGGGGUCAAUGCCUCCUUCGCUGGCUCCUCCCAUGGGCUCAACUCCUCCUUCGGUAGCUCCUCCCAUGGGCUCAACUCCUCCUUCGCUGGCUCCUCCCAUGGGGUCGACCCCUCCUUCGAUGGCUCCUUCAAUGGCUCCCCCAAUGGGUUCCACUCCUCCAGCGAUGGCUCCUUCUUCCGGCGAGACUCCUCCUGCAAUGUCACCCCCCAGUCCUCCCUCCGGCGCUGUCUCACCUGCCCCCAUUAUGACCCCUCCCUCCGGCGGUACGCCACCUGCUCCCACAGUGGCUCCUUCCUCAGGCGAGAUGCCUCCUACUCCUUCUGGCUCCAUGCCAUCCCCUCCUCCAGAGAGUUCUCCAAUGGCUCCUUCCAGCGGUGCUACUCCUCCAGGGUCUUCUCCCACCUCUCCGUCUGAAGCCCCUGGCUCUGUCAAUCCCUCACCAGCCAAUUCACCUAUCGGAGCCACUAAUCCACCUGUAACCUCCCCUGAGGCUCCCGGACCUGUUGCACCCAGCAACAAUGCAGCAUCCAUGGGCGCUUCCUGGACUGUUGGAGUGGCGGCGGCAGUGGCUUUGCUUAGAUUUCUGUAAUUGCGACCGUUCGACAUCAGCUGAUUUUCGGAGGUGCAGUGUUAAGAGAUUUAGAGGCUAGUUUAUCACUCUCGACACACUGUAUCGUGUCAAAAAAUUUGCGGAAUUUUGUGCUCGAUGUCCAUCUUGUAGGAUGAUAAUUCGAUGUUUCCGCUGUGUAUCUCUGUAAUGAAAUAUUUUUUGUGUCGGAGUUGACAAACUUCCGGCCAAUUACUGCCA